AUGCGAACGUGGGCGAGUCUUUCAGCGGGCCUGAGGUCUUCGUCGUUGACUCCGACAACUGGAGGCAACAUACCUACGCAUUGUAGUGCGAGCUCACAGACUCGAGACCUUGUAUUCCAGGGCGAUGUUCUCCGCACUUUGGCCCGAGGAACCCCUCACGAAACCAUUCAACACCGCUACCACCAUAGCCAACGAUUGACAAAUCGGGAGCCUCGACGAACAUUUUCAAGUACAACAGCGACGCGAAUCAGACUGGAGGAUGAAGAAGACGAGGAACUUGAGCCGCAAAAAAAUGGCAGGGCUUCGAAGAAGCCAGUGCGACGACCGCCUCCCCCGAAGGACUUGAGAACUAUCAUCUUGUCACGAGAACCGAAGCCUCGCAAACCCAAACCUAUUGACCCAGAGAAGGUUCGGGAGAUCGAGGCAAAGGUCCAGAUGCUCUCGGACCCACUUCAGCUGGUCAAUGAGUUUCUUAAUACGAAAUACAUGCAUAUUGAAGACCAAAUCGCGAGAGCCCACCAAGUAACUGAGGAGAUUUUCUGUUCUCACAUCGAGGCUCUGAAGCCCCUGGUGCUCUGCAGUGAGGUAGCUUGUCAGCGAAUGGAACAUCAAUAUUGCAAGAUCGCCUACCGCAAGACACCCAAGUGGACGGCAGCCAUCUCAAAGAUUGAAAAUGCUGUUACUCGAUUGCGAUACCAGUUUAUCACCGAGCGCAUAGAAGAUUCCCAGCUAUUCAUAUACCAUAUGAGAGCGCUACUUGAGCGAGAAUACCUGAACCCUCGGCAGUCGGCUAGGGCCAAGAUUGACAAGCUUCUACACCCCACUGAGGAUAUGAGGGAAGAAUAUAGAUCGCUCCAAUCCUUGGGGACGACAGUCAUAACGGGACUAAGUGAAAUCAAAUCACUAAUCGUUCCGCUGAAAGUUCUCGACGAGCAGGGGCCUGACCUCCCUGGUCUAGGAUUCCAGGACUAUCAAAAUGUUCUUGAGGCCCACAAGCAAGACUUUGCCAUGGCCGCACACAACUAUCGCGCCUUGUGGUUCAUGAGGGUGCAGAGUACAUUUCUCGUCGAGUCGCAGUUCUGGAGCGCCAAAAGGCUCACUUCUAAUCUCAUUGAAAGUUUGCCUGAAAUUAAUCCACGCAAAACAUUAUCGCUUGUGUUCAAAGGCGGCCUAUUGCAAGGCGAUGACGAAGCUGUAAGAAAAUCAGCAAGAGUUUUCCUGUCUUCUCAUAAGACCCAAACCCAGGUCGCCAGUCGCCUGCGAAAGUCAUAUACGAAAAAAUGGAGUGGGGCGAAGCCUCCCAAUAGCCCGGAGCUAAAUAAGGUCUGGCGACAGCUUGAUGUGAUGGCUUUAUUUGAAACCCAACAGGCCUUGAAUAUGUCGUUGCAGUAUGAGGUUUGGAUAUUGAUGAAAUCCCUUGAAGGGAAGUUUGGACCAAUGUGGCCUGGUCUUGACACCGCCACGAGCCGUCAACUCCAGAAGAACCUACACGAAUUCAGCGUGUCGUUCAAUCGAUCUCGAAAGCUGUUCACGGCAGAACUUGAAAUGUACAGACUAGCCAAUUGGGCUCGACUAAACGUCGAAGAGAAGCUGUACAGGCUAGGGGAGCCAAAUGAUAUCCAUGAACGAGGUCUUUUCAAGGUGUUAAAGCCGCUCAGUCAGGAUCACUCACGUUUCUCUUACUGGGCAAACCAGUUUGUUGCUAUUGCUUACAAAAAUUGGAAUUUGAAUAAAUUUCUCAAGUUCAGCAUGGAAGAAGAUGAGGCAAGUGCGCAGAGCUACUAUGUUCGCUUGGCAGAAGACCAUCUUGAACAAUUGAACAGACCGUCAAGUUUUGUGCCAGAGAUCGGCACCACAGACACCAGCCACAGUCGUCCUCAGCGAAAUAAGGAAAUUAACGUAAAGCGUCCUUUGUUUCCAAUGCCGAGCAAAAUGGGUCCCAGCGAGGUAUCGAGCGCACUCGAGGCACCAUUCCUUUCAUUAGAUGAUGCUGCAAUAAGUACAUCAUCCUCACCACCACAAGUCCUAAGCUCUCCAAAGAACUCUCAGGAAAUUAAAUCGAAAAGGCGCAUCAAAGCCAGUAAAGGCAGGGAAACCAGAAGGCGCAAAAGAGCAGCAGAUCAUGAAAAUCAGCUCAAGUCGCCUGGAAAGAACGCUUUCGGUCAUGAAUUGGCCAAGGAGUCAACCAAUUCGAGCCCUCCAAGACCCAAGAAAGAGCAAGCCGUGCAACAUCUUGAGAAUCGGCUUUUGGCCAAGCAAUCGUCCAAGACUUCAAUAGAGAAGUUUGCCGAUAAAUCGAUUGAUCGCAAUCUUGCAAAGACCGACAAGAAAGAAAGUCAGCAACAAGGAAGACAGCGCCGUGUCAAGCAAGCGACCAAGGAACUGACUGAUACAAGGCCUCCAAGGCCCGUGAAAAACCCAAAGGCACAGCAACAAAAGUCUCGCUCAAAGCCAAAGCCGGAACCAAGCCAGAAACCGCCAGUCGAGGCAGCGACUUCUAUAUCCAAGCCUACUGGCUCCAAGGAAAAGAAUGGCACUGCACCAGCUGCAUCCAGAGCGAAGUCUAGACGUCCUGUACAGCGGCCUAAUGUGAUCAAGCGACAACCAAAACCGGCCCUUGGUCCCUCGCGAAACCCACCCCUGGGUCGCGAUGUUCAACGGAAACUGGACUUGGACUUUUUGAGCGGCCAGCCAGGUGGCACCCGGCCAUACAGCACUAUCGCAGGUUUUUCUGAGACCAAGACCAAUGGAGACGGCGUUGGAUGCACAGAUGCACAGUCGUUGCCUCUUAGUUCAUCAUCAGCUGGGGAAACCGCAGAGGGCUCGGAAGAAACUGUCAAGGAUGGGCCAUCUCCGCUAUUCUGGACCCAUAAAUCGCAACGCGGCCCUGCCGGACAGAAGCUGAUGGUGCAUUACUGCCGAACCCUGGAAAGCACUGAAGAAAUUGCUCGGCUAUUCCUCGAUAGCAAAGUCAUUGGUUUUGACAUGGAAUGGAAGGCGCAAGCGUCUGCGUGGGACAGCAUACAGAGCAACUUAUCUCUUAUCCAAGUCGCAAAUGAGGAGCGCAUUGCACUCUUCCAGAUCGCACUUUUCAGGCCAGGCCAUACCCUGAAGGACCUCGUGGCGCCGUCCCUCAAGCAACUACUUGAAUCGCCUGAUAUCACCAAGGUCGGCGUAUCCAUCAAGGCAGAUGCGACUCGUCUGCGCAAAUAUCUUGGCGUUGAGGCUACGUCUAUCUUUGAGCUCAGCCACUUAUUCAAAUUGGUGAAGUAUGGCCUGACUCAGCCGAAGCUUGUCAAUAAGAGAGGUGUCAAUCUUAGUGACCAGGCUGAGGAGCAUCUUGGAUUGCCUCUUGAAAAAAGUGAGGACGUGAGAUGCGGUGAUUGGACUCGUCCUUUGAACUAUCGUCAAGUUCAAUAUGCCGCUACGGACCCUUAUGCUUGUAUUUGCUUGUUCAACAUUAUGAACAAAAAAAGACAAGCUAUGGACUCUGUCCCGCCUCUUCCCGCACAUGCGGAACUCAACCUGCCUAUUGUUCUUCCCCCUCGCGAAAAGGAGCCCAUAACCUCGAGUUCAGUUGAUGAUUUUGGGGACAUCGAUACCGGUCGUGCUUAA
Messenger RNA from Penicillium longicatenatum, 3615 nucleotides. RefSeq lists its product as uncharacterized. Gene Ontology annotation, cellular component: nucleus; cytoplasm. Bases 1 to 3615 code for a protein of 1204 amino acids. The record is from RefSeq and is a predicted model, not a curated record. The transcript has 3 exons. Lineage: Eukaryota; Fungi; Ascomycota; Eurotiomycetes; Eurotiales; Aspergillaceae. Gene Ontology annotation, biological process: nucleobase-containing compound metabolic process. Gene Ontology annotation, molecular function: nucleic acid binding; 3'-5' exonuclease activity.